CGAUCUGCACGCAAUUUCUUCAAAAGUUUACCGCUGUCUUGGAUCCGGUACACUUCAGCAUUUAGAUCUCAACGUCGGUUAUGUGUCAGUUUUAAAAAUGUUUUCGAAGGUGUCUCGAAUUUCCAAAAAAUACGUAGGGUGUAGAUUUGCUCAAACAGUACACCCUGGUGUUAUCGAUUGUGAGAGUUCAGAGUGGAAUAGUGCAUUACCCUACGAUAGUAUACCAGGACCAAAGGCUCUACCCUUAGUUGGAAACACAUGGAGAUUUUUACCCUUUAUAGGUGACUUCAAAAUCGAGCACAUCGACAAAGUAUGCAGACAACUGCAUCAGACAUAUGGCAAAAUAGUGAAGAUGGAGGGACUUCUUGGAAGGCCAGAUAUGUUGUUCCUUUUCGAUCCUGACUUGAUCGAACGUGUGUUUAGACAAGAAGACACCUUGCCCUAUAGACCUUCCAUGCCUUCGCUGACCUAUUAUAAGCACAAAUAUAAGAGAGAGAUUUUUGGAGAAAAUGGGGGUGUAAUUGCAGUACAUGGAGAAGAAUGGCAAAAAUUCAGGUCUAAAGUGAACCAGAUCAUGUUACAACCAUCGGUAGCGAACCAAUAUAUUGAUACAAUAAAUGAGGCUUCAGAUCAAUUCGUCGAAAGAAUCGAGUACUUGAAAGAUACUAGGGAGGAAGUUCCAGGAGAUUUCCUGAAUGAGAUACACAAAUGGUCCUUAGAAUCUCUGGCUAGGGUAGCUCUCGAUAUCAAGUUAAACUGUCUGGUGGAGAAUCCAAGACAGCAUACGCAAGAAUUAAUCGAUGCUGUGAACACCUUCUUCAUGGGGGUUCCAAUAUUGGAGUUGAAGAAUCCGAUGUGGAGGAUCCUACCCACUCCUACGUUCAGAAGUUACAUUAAUGCUCUGGAUACAAUUUACGAAUUAUGCAAUCAGCACAUAGAAGAAGCUAUGAAAAGGGCCUCAUUGCCUGGCGAAAAAUGUUCUGUGCUACAGCGGGUAUUGAAGAAUCACGAUUCGAAAAUAGCCAAGAAUUUAGCACUCGAUUUGUUCCUUGUAGGAAUAGACACAACCUCCAAUGCAGUAGCAUCAGUUUUAUAUCAGCUGGCGCAGCAUCCAGACAUCCAAGAAAAACUAUAUGAAACUCUCAGCAUGGAAGGAUUUCUCGAGGAAUCUACUAUAGAUCUAAAAUUUUUGAAGAAAGCUGGGUAUUUGAAAGCUUGUAUUAAAGAAACUAUGAGGAUGUUUCCGGUUGUUAUAGGAAAUGGAAGAUGUACCACUAGCAACUCUGUGGUAGGGGGUUACCAAGUACCGAAAGGGGUACAAGUGAUAUUUCAACACUAUGUGAUAAGUAAUCUAGACGAGUAUUUUCCUAGAAGUUCCGAAUUUUUGCCUGAACGAUGGCUGUCCAAGGAUCAGAAUAACACAAGACAUAACUUUGCUUCGUUGCCAUUCGGAUUUGGAAAACGGAUGUGUUUAGGAAGACGGUUUGCUGAUUUGGAAAUGCAGAUUGUCAUUGCGAAGGUCAUUAAAAACUACAAAGUCUCAUACAACUAUCCCUCCUUGGAUUACCACAUUCAUCCAAUGUUCACACCAAACGGACCUCUCAGAUUCAAAUUUGAAAGGAGAAUACCAAAGACUGAUUGAUGGAAUGCGAAAAUGAUUUUUAUUAUAUUUUUGUGUUGAUCUAUGUAAUAGAAUAAAUAUGUGUGUUGUUAUAA
Coccinella septempunctata (seven-spotted ladybird) is the source of this 1716-nucleotide messenger RNA. Its product is annotated as probable cytochrome P450 49a1. The transcript is spliced from 10 exons. The coding region runs from base 98 to 1642 and encodes 514 amino acids. Gene Ontology annotation, molecular function: iron ion binding; monooxygenase activity; heme binding. The record is from RefSeq and is a predicted model, not a curated record. Lineage: Eukaryota; Metazoa; Arthropoda; Insecta; Coleoptera; Coccinellidae.